Molecule: messenger RNA, 2461 nt
Organism: Branchiostoma belcheri (Belcher's lancelet)
Lineage: Eukaryota; Metazoa; Chordata; Leptocardii; Amphioxiformes; Branchiostomatidae
Product: acidic leucine-rich nuclear phosphoprotein 32 family member B-like
Exons: 9
Coding region: 315-1217 (300 amino acids)
Cellular component (GO): nucleus
Molecular function (GO): histone binding
Source: RefSeq, a predicted model, not a curated record
UAUUUUGUGCAAAUGGCGGCGGGGUGACCGUGCAAAGACACCGGGACACACCCAUUCAGAUCCGCCUUUUUACGCGUCGCCGUCCAAAAACACUCCACUAGUUCGAUGCAGCCCUCCGUUGGCGUCAAAAUGGAGAAAUUUCGGAGCGAUGGCCGGGCAGGAAAAAUUUUGCCGACGGAAAGUUCUCCUGGGUGACAGAGGCGGCGAAAAGACGCCCAAAUGGCCGAUCGCGUCAGACCCUCGCCUCGGAGCCGAAAAUCCCCGAGCCGUCGCGCGUCAAGAUCAAAGAGUUGAACCUGGACAACUGCCGAAGUAUGAUGAUUGAAGGUUUGACGGACGAGUUCACCAACUUGGAAGCGCUGUCACUCAUCAACGUGGGUCUGACCAGUCUGAAGGGCUUCCCCAAAUUACCUAGCCUCAAAAAGCUGGAGUUGAGUGACAACAGGAUACAGGGUGGUUUGAAUCUUCUGUCUGGCUCCGGCAAACUCACACAUCUCAACCUUAGCGGAAACAAAAUCAAGGACUUGGAAACAUUAGAACCAUUGAAAGACUUCCAGACCCUGAAGAACCUUGAUCUGUUCAACUGUGAGGUGACACAGAUGGAGAACUACAGGGAGAACGUCUUCAACCUCAUCCCCAGCCUCAAGUACUUAGACGGCUACGACAGAGCAGACAAGGAGGCGGACGACUCCAGCGUGGAAGACGAGGAUGAAGAUGAUGAGGAUGAAGAUGAAGAUGGGGAGAACGAUGAUCUGGAUGGGGAGGAUGCGAGUGAGGGAGUCCUGGGGGAGGAAGAGGAGGAUUCAGACGAGGAUGAUGAUGAUGAAGAGGAAGAUGCCAUUUCCAUCACGGAUGAUGAUGAAGAUGAUGAGGAUGAUGACGAUGAUGAUGAUGAUGAGGGGGACGAGGAUGAUGAGGAUGAUGAUGAUGGUGAGGUGGAGGGAGAAGAGGAGGAUGAGGGAGAGAGUGGAUCGGAGGUGGGGCUCGAAUACCUCUACAACAAGGACAUAGACUGGGGGCCAGGAGUUCUGCAACUUCUGCAAAUGCAGCAAAAGGAUGAGGAAGAGGAGGAAGACUUCGAGCCUGGGGAUGAUGAUGAAGAUGAGGAGGAGGAGGAAGAUGAGGAUGAUGAUGAUGAGGAGGCCGGAGAUCACCAGCGAGGCGAGAAGCGGAAACGCGACGAUGCAGACUUGGGAGACGAGGAUGAAGACGACUAGUGAUCCACAGAGACUUAGUUUUAUACUGUAUAGACGAGGUAGUGGGGGGUAGCUACUUGUAGAGACAAGGUAUGAGUUGAUUGUGGCUGGUCGAUAACUCUUCUUGGCUCUCAUCUAUAACGUUUGGAAGGGACCAGAGAUAUACAGUGAAGUGUUACUGUUACAAAACAACCGGCUUUGAAGAUCGGCACAAGAUGAGUUGUUGGUUGCCAUCAAUAAACUUGGUUUUGGGGAGAAAUUAAUUUGUUGAUCAGCUGAGGAUCUUAAUUGACGUCAGCUUUGACGAUAAGGGUACGAUUAGGUCCCGUUUCUCCAGUUUUGUAUGUAUAUACAUAUCUUGAAUAGUUUACUAUUGAUGUUGGUCAUUUCACUGGUUUGAUAAUGUGAGUUUGCAGUUAGAGAGAGAGAGAGUCCGCUUGUUCAAAUUGCUGCCGAUGUACCUGUUCCAUUCCUCCUGCUGCGUAUGUGUUCUUGAGAGAACAAAUUAACCACACAAAGACGACGUGAUCACCCCCGUUUCUCCACCACAUGUCUGCCGGCCGCUCAUCGAUGCUUGUGGGCUCCAGACGGGUGUAUAAAGUUCUGUACAAAAUGUUGAGGAUCCAAUGAAAGCGAAUUGGUGAUUUUAUGGUGCAGAAAAAAAAUGUAUAUUUUUAUUGUCUGUAGACGUAGCGUAGACUUAACAGGGGUUAAAAAAAAUUUAAUGGCAGAGACGUGGAUCGAGAAAGGGGUGAUCACGUGGUUUAAAACUUGUUCUAUCCAGUUUAAGGGUGACAAACAUCGUAUAAACUGGCUAGUCAAUGUAAAGUAGGAACAAUCUCCAGCAUUUCUUCCCCCCCUCCCCACUUAAGCGACUCCUUAGCGCAGAUUGUGUAUGCGUGUGCAGUUUUUCUACUUCCAAUUUGUAAAGGCUUGCACCCCAUUCCAUCUAGUGAUUUGACAACUGCUAGCUCACUACCAAAGCUUUAAGGUAAACCAUAGUUCUGGGCAUCUUAAGGAUCGGUCCUUGUCGACUGUCUCCUUAUGAAGACUUGUAAAAUAAAAAGGAGUUGCCCAGAUAAGCAUUCGUACCAAAUAGUUGUGCUUUUCUCUCUCUUCUGUAGCUUUUGACUAGACUGACUAAGCUUGGCAUAGAUUUUGUAGACAGGAAAAUGAGUCCUAUGUUCAUGUAUUGGAGCAUUAUGUAGUCUCCAUAUUGAUUGACACACAGGCAGACAUGAAUAAAAUAAUUAAAAAUGCCAAGU